AUGGCAUCAAGAUUAGGAAAUGGGAAGACUUGGGUAGCCAAUAUGGUGUUCUGCUUCUUCUUCUUCUUCUUCUUGUCUGUACACAUGAAUGCAGGUUUAGAUACAGUCAACAACGCCACCAACAAUGGCGUGCAAGGUUCUUCUAGUCAAAAGCUUGAGGUUGAGAAUCUUUUGAAGAAGUUGAAUAAACCGGCCGCUAAGUCUAUUAAGUGUCCUGAUGGAGACAUAAUCGACUGCGUCUCUCUUCUGAAACAACCUGCUUUUGAUCACCCAAAGCUCAGAAAUCACAAAAUCAAGAUGAGGCCAACUUUCCGACCAGAAGAAAAGACAAUAUCUGAAAACAGUAAAACGUCUUCAAGGUCAAAGCCAUCAAUUGUUCAGCCAUGGCACCAAAUCGGAAGUUGCCCAAAAGGAACCAUUCCGAUAAGAAGAACAAGAAAGGAGGACAUACUGAGAGCAAGCUCUAUCCAACAGUUUGGGAAGAAGAAUCUCAAAACUGUCCCUUUACCUUGCCCUGUAAAGUUAAGUCCGAUCUUAACUUGUUCAGGCCGCCAGGAUGCUGUAGUUUAUGUGGAUGGAGAAAAAUAUUAUGGAGGCAAAGCAACUAUUAACGUGUGGCAGCCUUCUGUGGAGAAGGAUGAGUGGAGUUUCUCUCAGAUUUGGGCUAUAAAUGAUGCUGAUAUUAAAAAUCUCGAUACCAUUGAAGCUGGUUGGCAGGUGUAUCCAGAGCUGUAUGGGGAUAAUACGACCAGACUUUUUACAUACUGGACUAGUGAUUCAUAUAAGAGUACUGGAUGUUAUAAUCUUUUUUGUUCUGGAUUUGUUCAACUUGAUGCUGGAAUCGCUGUGGGAGGACGAAUCUUACCAAUAUCUGUCUAUGGUCACUCUAAUUCCCAAUAUGAUAUCACUAUCAUGAUAUGGAAGGAUAAAAGCAACGGAGACUGGUGGUUGGAAUUUGGCGAUAAAGUUAUAGGAUAUUGGCCUUCCUCUCUGUUCCCACGCCUAUCUGAUAGUGCAACAUACAUACAAUAUGGAGGUGAAGUGGUAAACAGAAAACCUAAUGGCCAACACACCACAACGCAAAUGGGAAGUGGGCAUUUUCCUUCAGAAGAUUUUGGAAUAGCUAGCUAUUUCAACAAUAUUAAAUUCAUUAAUUCCCAAAACCAACUCAUGCCUCUUGAUUACUUGGUCCCUGUCAAUGAUUAUUCCAAUUGCUAUGAUCUCAAAUAUGACCAUGAUGAUAAUGGUUGGGGCAACUUCUUCUUUUAUGGAGGACCUGGUAGAAACCCUAAUUGCCCAUGA
Prosopis cineraria is the source of this 1302-nucleotide messenger RNA. RefSeq lists its product as uncharacterized. The coding region runs from base 1 to 1302 and encodes 433 amino acids. The record is from RefSeq and is a predicted model, not a curated record. The transcript has 8 exons. Lineage: Eukaryota; Viridiplantae; Streptophyta; Magnoliopsida; Fabales; Fabaceae.